This is a messenger RNA of Microplitis demolitor, 1970 nucleotides long. RefSeq names its product protein scabrous. NCBI's taxonomy places the organism in Eukaryota, Metazoa, Arthropoda, Insecta, Hymenoptera, Braconidae. Bases 1 to 1902 code for a protein of 633 amino acids. The record is from RefSeq and is a predicted model, not a curated record. The transcript is spliced from 3 exons.
AUGGAGUGUCUUAAGUGUCUGGUGUUUCUCCUAGUCGUGAGUGCUUUUCAAGACGUCAACUCUUCAUCCUCACCCUCACCCUCGUCCUCAUUAACUUCAUCUUCCGAGGCUGAAUUAGCGAGCACGGUGAAAUUACUCAGUGAACAAGUCAAUGCGCUGCUGGAUCAUCGACAGGAAGACUACAAUGCUCUUGAGAGUUCUCUUAAAAAAGCCAUUGAAGAAAAUACCGAGCUAAUGGUACUGAGGAAUGAAGUUCGGCAAUUAAGGAAGGAAGUGAGCGGAUUGCGCGGCGGAAGCGGCAACGAGGCGAAGAACGAGCGACUGAGGAUCAAGUGGUUAGGGAGCGCCGUCACUGAGCUAAAGAGUGAAUUGGCUGAGGUAUUACGCACCCAGAAUGCCAGCGAAGAGCUUGCCCAACGCGCCUUGAUGAAGAGCGAGCUUUCACUUUUGCGCGGUGACAUCGCUCAGGUUGGCCGCGGAAUUCGGGAUCUCGGCGGCAGAUUGACCAGGAUUGAAGCUUCCUUGGGGACAAUCCGCGAUGACAUUACCUCCGUUAAAGAGCGAGCUGGACAAUUGACCAAAAGCUGUGCCGACGUUGCCAGUCAGUUGAGUACAGUGCAAAUUGAGAUGAAGUCAUUGAAGUGGGAGCCGACAAUACAACACAAGCAUCACCAAUUAGCGCGGAAUGAAAUUUAUGAUCAAGACAAACGCGAUCAUCACAGGUCAAUGCGUCACAGUUUAUCGCGGUCGUUAUAUAGCCGGAAAAUAGAGGAACGUCUUUCAAAACUUGAACGUAAAAUAUCAAUAGUCGCUCGCAAACGAGCUAUGAUUGAAAAAAGAGUCGUCUUUGAGUCCAAUCCCGAGGUCGCGAAUAAUUUAAAAGAAGAACUUUCUAACCGGAUUGAUAACAUCACCAAUCAAUUAGACGGCAUUAAAGUAAAGGUAGAACAGUCUGCGGAGAAUCUUGAAAUCGUCGAAACUCUCGAGGACAAACAGGAAUCUCUCCAGCUGGAAAUGAAACGCGCUAUUGCUCACUUGGACUUGAACGCAGCUCGUAAGAACGCCGAGCUGUCGUUAACCCGCGAAGAGCUGGGUAAUUUGCGUAAAACAGUUCAAGCUCUGAGCGUAAGUGCGUCGAAGCUUCAAGAAAAAAGUGACCUCCAGCAAGAGACAACUGCCAAGCUGACCAAACAAUUGGACCGUUUAUCUAAUCUAAAUCUCACGUCGUCCGUAGCCAAAGCAAUAAACGUCACUCACGAAUUAGAGCACGUUGAGGACCAGUACCGAUUGAUGGUCGACGCACUUCCUGGCAAUUGCGACGCCCGUGACGGUCUGACUCUCCUAGGAGUAGGUCAGGGUGCUCCUUUACUAGUCUCUUGUCACGAUGGAUGGAUCGUCGUGGCUCGUCGCGUCGACGGGAUCGUCGACUUCGACCGCACGUGGUCUGAGUACGCAUCCGGGUUCGGGUCUCCCCUCAACGAGUUUUGGGUCGGCAACGAAGCACUUCACCGUCUCACCCGCGACAACUGCACGCGUUUGAGAAUCGAUCUUACGGACAUUUACGGAAGUAAAUGGCGAGCUGACUACGAUUACUUCAAUGUACAAUCUGAGGACACCGGAUACCAGCUGCAUGUCGGUGGUUAUUCUGGCAACGCAACUGACGCGUUUUCAUAUCAAAACGGCAUGUCGUUCAGCGCAAAAGACCGCGAUAUGGAUAUAAGUACCGCAGAUUGCGCGGCAAACUAUCACGGCGGCUGGUGGUUCAGUCACUGUCAGCAUGCCAAUUUAAAUGCUCGGUACUCGUUGGGAUUAACGUGGUAUCAAUCAGACACUAAUGAAUGGAUGGCCGUCGGUGCUGCUACGAUGUCUAUUCAAAGAAAAAACGAUUGCCAUCGUACUUAGUCGCUCUCAAUAAUUAUUUUAUUUAAAUAAUAACAAUAAUUAUUACUAUAUUAAAACCAAAGAAUUUA